Messenger RNA from Saprolegnia parasitica CBS 223.65, 1478 nucleotides. RefSeq lists its product as hypothetical. Gene Ontology annotation, molecular function: metal ion binding; RNA endonuclease activity. Lineage: Eukaryota; Oomycota; Saprolegniomycetes; Saprolegniales; Saprolegniaceae. Gene Ontology annotation, biological process: maturation of SSU-rRNA; ribosomal small subunit biogenesis. The coding region runs from base 65 to 1411 and encodes 448 amino acids. The record is from RefSeq and is a predicted model, not a curated record. The transcript has 3 exons. Gene Ontology annotation, cellular component: preribosome, small subunit precursor.
GCUGCAACGCGGUUGGCCUGUCCCGCAUCAUCUCUCGCUUUUCGACAACCUCGACGACGACACCAUGGCGGCCAAGCUGCAGCACCUCGUGAUCGAUGCCGGCGCGCUCAUCAAGAUGACCGACUUGACCAACGUCGCCGAGAACCUCUGGACGACCAACGAUGUCCUCAACGAAAUCAAGGACAGCAAGGCUCGGCGCUUCGUGGCGCGCCUCCCCGUCGAGCUCCAGACGCGCGACCCGUCCGAGAAGGACCUCGCGGCCGUCGCGGCCUUUGCGCGCCAGACCGGCGACUUUCAGUUCCUCUCGCUCACGGAUCUGCGCAUCAUGGCCUUGACCUACAUGUUUGAGCGCGAAACGAACGGCGUCGAGCAUCUUCGCACCAAGCCCAAGCUCGCCGAGACCGUCGUCACGGGGACCAAGGCCGCCGUGCCCGCGUCCAAGGUGCGCUGCCGCUUCCUCGCGCUGGCGUCGGGCUGCCGCAACGGCGACAAGUGCCCGUUCAGCCACGACCUGAAUGACAAUGCGGUCGAGGCGGCGCCCUUGCCCAAGAUUGACGCGCCGUGCCGCUACUUCAACUCGGAGGCCGGCUGCGGCAACGGCGAAUCGUGCCGCUUUCAGCACAUCAAGGUGGCCCCCGAAGACCUCCAGGUCGCGGCCCCGCCGGCGCCGAUCGCCGAGAAGCAGGUGGUGCGCGAUGAGAUUCGCCACGCCGAUGUCAAGUCGCGCAUUCUGAGCGCGGGCUUUGCCGCGCAGAGCAACGUCGGCGCCGACGACGACGAUGGCAAGAACUGGGUCAAUGUCGAGAACGCGACGCAGUUUACGACGUCGCCGUUCGGCACGGGCACUGCCGUCGAGAAGGUCGACGAGAACAUGAAGGUCGGCUGCAUCACGACCGAUUAUUCGAUGCAGAACGUCAUGCUGCAAAUGGGUCUGCAUUUGCUCUCGACGGACGGCAUGGUCAUCAAGCGUGUCAAGCAGUGGGUGCUCAAGUGCGUUGCGUGCUUCAAGACGACGACCGAGCUCGAGCGCCAGUUCUGCCCUGUCUGUGGCAACGCCACCUUGGAGCGCGUCGCAUGCUCGCUCGACAAGGAGACUGAGCAGCUGACACUCUACACGCGCGCCAACCGCCCGACGAAAUUGCGCGGUACCAAAUUUUCGCUCCCGGCGCCCAAGGGUGGCCGGCAAGGCGACCUCCUUCUCCGCGAAGAUCAGCUCAUGCACGGCAUUUGGGGCCAGCGCCAGAAGGCCAGCUCCAAGGUCAUGAAGAGUGCGUUCGGUGAACACGUGGCCCAUGAUCUUGGCGUCAAGGUGGAGAAGCAGACAUCGAUCACGAUUGGCUACGGCCGCAUGAACCCGAAUGCGCAAAAGGGCCGUGAACGCCGCGGCAAGAAGAAGCGCGGCGGCAACUAAGGACUAGACAACUUUUUUCGACUAUAAAUCGGCCGACUAACUCUAUUUGCAUGUUGUUUCAAAACCA